AUGGAGACAGCAAACAAGAUCUGGCACACUGCUGCUGAUACAUUUCGAGACGACCCUCACACGCUCGACAACCGUGGUACCCUGGACAGUGCCAAACAGGAGCAGCAUCGUCAGCAGCAUGGUGAGGAGCCCAUUUCUGGCGUUCCGGGUCGAGGAACCGUGACGGAUCCUUAUGAUGCUGGUAAUCGCGACGACCAACCCGGCGCAGUUAAAGGCCAAGAAGCCACCGUGCCCGUCCACGAAGCCCAGACCUCUCUCCCAUCAUCCCACUUGCAACCCGCCUACGAAAGCAAAAAGACGACUCUCCCCGACCGCUCAACAACCGGAUCCAGCACCAUGGGUGCUGCCGGUGCUGGUGCUCACUCUGGCACCUUCACCAAAGGCGGAGUCGACUCCUCUGGUGGUAUCUGGGUGCCGGGCGAGCCGGACUUUGAGCAGAGGGAUGCGAACUUGGGGCUGAGUGGGUACGGCCGGGAUGCUCCUGAGCCGCGCACUGGCACGCAGACGAGUAAGGCUGCGUCGCUUGGUGAUACUGAUGUGCGUGCUUCUGGGGGCCCUCUGGGCACUUCUGCUGGUGGUAUUGGAGCUACUGGCGCGACUCGUAGUGGGAGUGCCAAUGCUGGGUAUGUGGAGCCGGCGUCUACACCGGCGACAUCUUCCGCGACAUCGACUUCUGGUCUUCCUAGUGGUGGCGGUAUCCAGGACACCGAUGUGAGGGGCAGUGCUGGCCGGUCUGCGGAGCCGGUGUCUCCGUCUGCGGCGCGUUCCACAGCGUCGACUUUUAGUCCUCCUCCCCGUGGCAGUGGUGGUGGUGAUGCCUUUGCCAAUGCCGGUAUGCCUGCGAAGGAAGAGGAGGAGGAAACGCUAGGAAGCAGGAGCGUCAGCGCAAAGGAGGAACCAUCUGUGCUGCGAAUGCCGUCUAGUAUUUCGGAUGAGAGACGCAGCCAGCUUCACGCGGCGAACGCGAACACCAAGGACGUUGACCCUGAUGUGUUGAGGGGCCCUUCGGUCUCCGGCAUCAAUGAGCAGACCAAGAUCCGCUUUGAGAAAGAGGCGGAGAAGGCCGCUAAAGAGGACUCUGGUACUUCGCCUGCUAACAUUCCUCUGGCUUCGGGGCCGGGGACUAGGGAGCGCUCGACCAUGCCGACUGCCGGCGAGUCUGAGAGAGCCACGGAGGAGGAACAGAAGAAGACUUCGUCCAAGGGUGAGUCCGGACUGCAGCAGCAGCAGCAGCAGCAAGACCAGAGUACCUCUGCUGGAAGGGCGCAGUCCGGCCACCAGGUUCUGGACAAGUCCGAGCAGUCCGAAAUGAGAACCAGCACGACGGGACAGUCAGGCACCAGCGGUCGUCAAGCCAGCCAGGCCGUGCAGGACGCUGAACAACGCGACUCGUCUGGCGGUGGCGCCGCCGGCACCGGAAAGCCAGGCGUGCAGCAAGGCGUGAGCAAAGAAGCUCUCCAGGGUCCUCAAGGGCCGCCCCCGAAGGAGUACGAGUUCGAGAAGGAGUUGACCUCAGGGCAAGGAGGCAAGGGAGGGUCGAAGACUGCCAAUCUCCCCGACAGCAAGGGCACUGGAACUGGCCAGAAAGCCCAACAGGCGAAGCAGGAGGUGCAGCAGGCUGACCAGACGGCUCAGAACGGGACCAAGGCGCAUAUGAAGGAGAAGCUUGGGAAGGUGCUGCAUCAUAAAUAA
This is a messenger RNA of Aspergillus candidus, 1692 nucleotides long. RefSeq lists its product as uncharacterized. The record is from RefSeq and is a predicted model, not a curated record. Bases 1 to 1692 code for a protein of 563 amino acids. The transcript has 3 exons. NCBI's taxonomy places the organism in Eukaryota, Fungi, Ascomycota, Eurotiomycetes, Eurotiales, Aspergillaceae.